UUGCCACGUCAAAUUUACAAAACGAUGGCAUUACCUUUCAUAUAUAAAUUCAGCGUCUAUAAAGUGACACAUUGUCUCCAAGCAGUAACGACAUUCACGUCAGCGUGCGGUGGCCAAGCUGGCGGAGGAAACACAGGAGGGAGCAAACACUCCAUAUCAUAUAAGCCCUAUGUGGCUCCACCAGACAAGCCCCAUGACCUAAAGAACAUGGAACUGAAGAGGCCAAUGUCACCGCAUUUAACUAUCUAUGCACCAACCCUAACGGCCAUGACUUCUAUAGUCCAGCGAAUUACUGGUGUCAUAGUGCUCUCCUAUGCUUUACUGCUCUCUGCAGGUACUUUGUUCCUUUCCAAUGGCGUGGAGACCUAUGUGUCCGUAAUACAAAGUUUGGAUCUCUCGAGGCCUUCCAUUGUUAUUAUAAAGAUAUUACUAGGAGCCCCUUUCGUGUAUCAUUAUUUUAAUGGAAUAAGAUACUGCGCGUGGAAUGCAGGUAAAUGGUUGUCACUGAAAGAAGUAUACGGCACUGCGAAGAAGAGUUUUGUUCUUACUGGAAUUUUCACAUUGCUAUUCGCAUUUCUUUGA
Messenger RNA from Parnassius mnemosyne (clouded apollo), 582 nucleotides. Lineage: Eukaryota; Metazoa; Arthropoda; Insecta; Lepidoptera; Papilionidae. The record is from the annotation of a GenBank genome assembly.